Haliotis rufescens (red abalone) is the source of this 6127-nucleotide messenger RNA. Its product is annotated as adhesion G protein-coupled receptor L3-like. The record is from RefSeq and is a predicted model, not a curated record. Gene Ontology annotation, molecular function: G protein-coupled receptor activity. The coding region runs from base 19 to 3165 and encodes 1048 amino acids. The transcript is spliced from 20 exons. Gene Ontology annotation, cellular component: membrane. Gene Ontology annotation, biological process: cell surface receptor signaling pathway; adenylate cyclase-activating G protein-coupled receptor signaling pathway. Lineage: Eukaryota; Metazoa; Mollusca; Gastropoda; Lepetellida; Haliotidae.
CGCACCGCGCUCAGUUAUAUGAGCGUAAGGAAGCGAGCGAGCGCUAAUGCCAGUAGUCGUCGAUUUCUAACUAUAAGCAAAAUGGAUAGCUCGUGGAUAUACUGUGUGAUAUGUGCUCUCCUAAUAUUCUCAGAUGGAGCACACAGUCGUCGUCGACGAGAAGAGACUCAGGCAUGUGGAAACAAUUGGGUUGUCAUGCACCGCGCCUGCUACAAGUUUGACACCAGGAAGAUGUCAUGGGAGGAAGCCAGAAACGCCUGCAGACAAGAAGGAGGAACUUUAAUAUCCAUCAGCUCUAAUGCGGAGAAGAAAAAGGUUGUUCGGGAACUGAAGAAGAAGAUAACGAAAGACGACAUGUUGACGUGGUGGGUCGGACUCAGAUGGAACACCGACCUCAACAAGUUCAUCUGGCAGGACGGGGGUGCUUUCAGCAGGAGGACCACCCAAUGGGGACCUGGGGAGCCCAACAAUGGCCGAGGCAGGUCUGUCGAGCACUGCGUUGAAAUACGAUUUAAUGGCUUUCUCAACGAUAGAGCUUGUGACAUCCAAAGACCGUUCAUCUGCGAACGACAUGAGAUAACCCAACGACCUACAUUCCAAACGACCGUAGAAGCCGCCACGUCGACGAGUACGACCAUAGCUACGACCUCUGCAACUACAGCCUCCUCAACAACUACAACAACUACUACUUCUACUACAACAACCACACAGCAAGCAAUUACAACAAAAGUAACUGAAGAUCCAAGCACUGUGACACAGACAGAAAUUCAACCGACAACUCCACCCCAAACAUCCCCAAAACCAGAAUCAACGUCACGAGCAGAAACAUCCUCAGUUGUUGAAACAUCAUCUAAAACAUCAUCAAAACCUGAAACAUCAUCUUUUGCUGCUGAAACAACCCCAGAACCAGAAUCAUCAACUAAACCCGAAACGUCUUCACACUCGAUACCUUCAUCGACGACGUCCAAACCCGUCACGUCUACAUCUGUAACAACAACAACAUCAACGUUACCAAAGACGUCAAGUGUUCGUCCUUCAACUCCGAUGCCAAACUGGAGGACAACGUUAAGCGUUCUAACCAGCACCACCUGGGAAGAAAAGUUAUCUCCCUUUCAUGGAUGUUUUCAGCUGACUGAGAAUAACCAGCCCGUCAACAGUGACGGCAUGGCCAGCUCAGCGUUGAUGCAGCAAUAUAAGAAGGGUGCAGCCACAUGUCCGGCGGCCUAUGCCUCUAACAUGAACUGGCCUGAAACGGUCGCCGGAACAUUCGCUGAAAUACGAUGCAGAAGUGGCUCUGGCAUAGCAACAUGGAGAUGUGGCAGCAACCCAACCUGUUGGCGAGGCGAACCUAAUCUGGCCGGAUGUGCCUCUCCCAAGUUCAAAAAAAUUCUCAAAAAGGUGCUGGAGGCGUCUGCAGAGGAGGCGAACGAGGAGGAACAGGUCAAGAUGACCACAGCGCUGGUGGAGGUCACCAAGACGGAGGAGAUGUCCGUUGAGGACGUCAUGUUGACCUCCAAGGUCAUUCAGAGCCUCGCUACGCCGAGCAAGGAUAACAAACCUAAAGAUGAAAAAGCUGUCAAAAGUAUCGUCAAGAACGUCGUUAAAGCCGGCAGCAACGUUGUCUCCGAGAACAAGUCGUCCACGUGGGAAGAAAUGGCACCAGAGGACAAGGCAAGAUCAGCCUCCAAUCUCUUGGUUGCCAUAGAAUCGACAACCGUUGCCAUGGCAGCUGUCAUCGAUCAUCCGACUGUAAUUGAGGCUAAGGAUGAAAAUAUUGAUCUGGAGCUGCACGUGAUAGACGUGGAGAACAUGACGAGCGAGGUUCUUACAUAUGACGACGAGGGAUCAGACAACGUCAUCUCCAUCCCUGCAGGAACCCUUAAGGAACUGAGCAAAGGCGGCCUGGCCAGGGCAGUGUUUAUGACUCAUUACAAGAUGGCGGACCUGCUCGAGGAGAGGCCGAGUGCUACCGAUGAAAAACGAAAGAGCACGAAGAUAGCAAGCAGUAUUCUAAGCGCCUCAAUCGGAAGCGACAGUCACCGCAUCGUACAACUAUCGGAGCCUAUCACAUUUACCAUGAAACUAACGCAGGCUGUUCCCGAAGGUGUCACACCAAAAUGUUCUUUCUGGGAUAUAAGACAAGACAAUGGCUACGGUCGUUGGUCUCAAGAUGGAUGCCGUUUGGCCGGGACUAACAACACACACACCACGUGCAAAUGUGACCAUCUUACCAAUUUUGCUAUAUUGAUGGACGUCGAAGGGGUGGAGAUGCACACUGUGCACAAGAUGUUGCUGGAGUUCAUAACUCUGGUCGGCUGUAUCAUCUCUAUCCUCUGUCUCUUCGCCAGCUGGAUGACCUUCACUUGCUUCGGAUCUCUUCAAGGAGAAAGGAACUCCAUACACAAGAACCUGGUGGUGUGUUUGUGGGUGGCAGAGAUUCUAUUUAUAACGGGUGUCAGCAGAACGGAAAAUAAGCUGGCCUGCACCCUGAUCGCCGGCUUCCUGCACUACUUCUUCCUCUGCGUGUUCAUGUGGAUGUUCAUAGAGGGAAUCCACAUGGUCAUCAUGCUGGUGCAGGUGUUUGAUGCCGCCAAGUCACGCCUGCCUUACUACUACAUGACUGGAUAUGGUAUUCCCCUUAUAAUUGUCUCCAUAGCUGCGGGCUUCUACUACCAAGGCUAUGGAACAGACCAAUACUGUUGGCUGACAACAGAACGCUACUUCAUUUGGAGCUUCGCUGGUCCAGUUGCCUUGAUACUUCUGGUAAACGCCAUAAUCCUCACGUAUGCCAUGGUGAUGGUGUGUCGCCACUCCGAGUUCGUCCUCAACAGCAAGGAGAAGAACUCUGGCGGCAUGAGAACUUGGCUACAGGGUGCCUUGUCGAUGGAAGUUCUGCUUGGUCUCACCUGGACAUUUGGCUACUUCUAUAUCAGCCAGGAGACCAUCGCCCUGGCCUAUAUCUUCACCAUCCUCAACAGUCUCCAGGGACUCUUCAUAUUCUGUUUCCAUUGUCUCCUCAACAAGAAGGUGCUCAAGGAAUACAAAAGAAUACUCCACAUCAGCAAGAAGCGCCCCAGUGCCUCUACACAGUCCGCAUCACUGAUGCGCAAACAGAGCCAGUCGUGCGAGAUGUCAAGCAAGUCUCGCAAGGACUCCAGCUGCUGAUCCAAACCAUCGCUAGGACAAAGACGCGUGAAAGACAGUAGCCACAAGACACCACUUCUGUCAGGGUCGUAGACCAGGAUGCAAUCUACGAAUUGAUAACUUUACAUAAGAUGUCAGCUGAGUUGACCUCGUUGGCUAUCAUCUUCUUUAGUUUUUAUUUGGGAUGGAUAUAGGGAUCUGGAUAAUAUUAGAACACGCGUUUCAGCUACAAAAUCAAAAUCAAUCAUAUUUUAAUCUUUGUUUUGCUUUGUGGGCCGCCUUCUUCAAAGUGUACAGUCGGUCGACACUCAAGGAAUUGUAUUCAGACAUUUUCACGGGUUGAGUUUUCGAGCAGGAUACAUUGACUUUCUGAUUAUAUUACCCGACAGUGUUGACCUUUCCCAAUGAUACACAAUUGAUGUAGGUCAGAAACUUAUUGAGCUGUUGAAGUACUAAUGCUUCAAGGAUGUUGUCUUUCACACUUGCUGAAACUAACAGUUGACACGUGUGACAUGUACUAAUGCACUAAGAGAUCACUGCCAUGUAUAUAUAACUGUCUAUGCACUUACGCAUUGUAUUUGUCUGUCUGUGUUCGCCUAGGAACUGGCCAAAGCGACCAUAAGUCGAUAGACGGAGGUCUUUGAGAACGCAGACUUAGUUGGAGUCUAGAUCAUCAUUAUCGGUGCCACUGAACAAUGUAAAGAUCCUUUCGCUGCUCAUGUGAUCAUAUUUAAAUCAUGAAGAUUGACAUGAGCAUAUAGAAGUAAACAAGCCCUCCAAGAGGAUACAGUGGAUCUGGGCCAUGUUUUACAAAGCGAUUUUAGUGUGGGAAUAACGGUCAUCUUAGCGGCAAGGUCGCUAUGUAAAAAGGAUGACCUGAGGUCCUUUUCAUGGGCGAUCUUAGUGGUAUGACUGCCGUUAGUCAAUAUUAAAGUAUAGGAGUUACGAUUGUCUUAGCGCUAAGAUUGUUCCGUGGAACGAUGCCCUGAACUCAUUCUGGGAUGCAUUUCGUGAUAGUGAAUAUAUCAACUAACAAAGCAUGUUGACAAAGUAUUGCCAUGCAGUAUUCCAUAGCAAAUACUCGUUGUAGAGUCUGUUGUAGUGUUUAGCAAAUGUUCCGUCACCAUCAAUGGUGUGUUUUAAUCAUAUAGUAAUAUGUACAGGGUAUGAAUCUGUUUGUAGUCGCAUUGUUUCAUGUGUAUAUAAAUGACAAUCAAUGUCAGUAAGUUAUACUGAUAGUUGACAGUGGAACCUUCUUCUGCAGCACUAUUACAUUCAAACCCGCGAUGUUUGCUUUUCACAACUACACGUUGUUCUUAAGACUUAUUUGAAAAUAUGGGACUCAAUAAAUUCCAACAUGUUUACGUCAAUAUUAACAGAUACAUGAAUCAUAUGUCUUUACAACCUCUCAUGGGGAACACAUCUGAACUAACAAUCUACAAAGACGUUAACGGGAUUUGGGAACAUACGAUGACAAACAAAACCAGAUGACCAACUCUCAUAUCAUAGGUUACCGUUCCAUGGUACUGUUAUUUCCAACACAAUUUGCAUAACAGUAGUCGUGACGAGGUCGUACUUAUAAGAUAAAAGGUACACAAUAUUGGAUGCAAAUAUCAAUUCCACAUCAUUGUAUUUGUUCCAAAUGGACCAACGAUAAAUAUUUCCAUGACGCAUUACUAUGACAUUCUUUCCUCUGAUCAUCAUUUAUAGAAAUGUCUGUAUUUGUAAACGUCAACAAUGUGCACCAUGACUAUUGGGCGUCUGUGUUGUAGAGGAAAUGUUCAUUCACAUCACACGAGGGACCCAUUUAAUAUUCUGGGAGGGAGUUAGGGAAGGGGCUGACAUUUUUGUUAGAGAAACGAUAUCUUUUCGGUCACUGCUUCAGAACACGUAAUCCUUUUCUGCCGAAGGAGUCGAACAUUUUAUUUUUCAACGAACAUUUUUCUUGUGUAUAAAAGCCGAGGACAACUUAUUUUUAUGUGAAUCAUUAAAGGUUUUCCAAAAUAUUCCACCCCCCUCCAGAAUAUUAAGUGGUCGGCACCUAGGCAUGUAUGUGUUCGUAGGUAAAAUGUAUAUAAAUGUUGCAUCCAUAGACAUAUUAUACACAUGUAAGUUUACACCAUUUAAAGUACUAAGCAUUAUCUCCAUGCGCUUUUGAAAAUAUUCAGGUUUACAAACUCCAUCCUUAUCACGGUACACGAUACUUUUAUCACACUUCGUACAUAACUAGUAUAUUGACAACUGAUAUAGUCAUUUCAAUCCACUCACACAGUCCCUUCUGUUAAAGGAAGUCAUCUUUGACGAACCCUCUAGCCAGUGAUUGUAGAAAGCGCUCGUAAAAUAUAUAAUUUGUUUGCCCAGAAUGGGAGAAUAUUAUACGAUACUAACUAUACCAAGCAUGACUUCGACUGUUGUUGUCUCAUAUUUUUUGUGUUAAUGAGUGUAUAUUGUGUACAUUGUUUGGUGUAAAACUUUACUCCACUUUUUGAAUGCAUUAUAGAAUUUCGUUUUACAUACUCAAGAUUUAUUGCUGCAUUUUGCCUCAUCGUUGUUUCAAACUUUUUGGCUGUUAAAAAUGCCAAUCAUAAUGAAAGGUAUCACUUCGUCUUCGUUUAAUAGGCUCAUACAUGUACACCGGGAUAUCUUCUUUGGUAUUUCAAGGCUUCUACGCGAAACGAUUUUAGUCGUAUGUCAACACAACUCGUUAACCUUUUGGGGAAUUAAGAAUAAGUGGAUUCCUUCAUUAUGAGAAAAGUUGUGGGUUGGGGUGGGGCUUUUUCGCUUGAUCUGAAGCUUUAUUUCAGAUGAUACAAAAUAUUGUAUAUUAACAGUGUAUGACCCUUGGUGGUUCAAACCUUAUUGUUUGGUGCUAUUUGGUGGCUGUAAAUGUACAUUUUGUCACAUCUUGGUUUAUUAUGACUGUUUACACCUGCUGAGUACUGACAUAAUUAAACUGUUAAAUAAAGUGCUAACUUUCUUCACA